CCGCGCUCUGUGGGCAUUGUGACCUGCGCAUGCGCCUUUGCCGUGAGGCAUUGAGGGAGUUGUAGGCGGCGGCGGCGGCGCGGGCCUGGCCGGAGGCGCUGUAAAUCCUGGAUCCUCCAUUCCCAUGGCUGGGCGCCGAGGAGCUGCCUGACGAUUCCAGGACAUGCUGACUCUGUUUUGCCAGGGAGGAGAUGGGGAAAAGGUACUUCUGUGACUACUGUGACAGGUCCUUCCAGGACAACCUGCACAACAGGAAGAAGCACCUCAAUGGAGUGCAGCAUCUCCGGGCUAAGAGAGUCUGGUACGACUUAUUCCGAGAUGCUGCUGCUAUCCUGCAGGAAGAGCAAAGCAAGAAACCUUGUCGGAAGUUUCUGCAAACAGGACAGUGUGAUUUUGGGUCCAACUGCAGAUUUUCUCACAUGACAGAGCAGGACCUGGAGAAGCUGAGUGCCCAGGUUCAGGGGUGGGAUCUGAAGGAUUUCCUGUGCAUCUCCUUGCUGGGUGACCCACCCAUACUGCGGGUUCAAUCUCUCACACAGCAAUGCCUUUUUCAAGAAGAAAACCCACGAGGAGAGAAGAUAAAUGUGGACCCACUCUGGCAUCAUUAGAGAUACUUCACGACUACAGAUGCUCUUUUAAUUGACUGUAAUUAGACUUGGGAGCAAACACCACAGUGAGGAGGAGGAGGAGAGAAGCACCUUCACACCUGUCAGGCUGCAUGGCCACGUGUGGGGAGCAAUGGCCUUUCAGAGCUGUUUCUUGGAAUAGCUGUUGGCAUUCAGGGAGUAUUUCCAGUCUCAGGGUCUGUUUGGUGGUCCCUGGAUGGGGAUGAGUGUGCUCCAUUGGGACAUGGACAUCAUCAAGGUGAGCAGAGCUGGAGAGUUGCCUGUCCCUGCUGCUGUAUUUCUGAGCCUGAGGUUUGGAGUGCUCUGGAGCAGCAGCUCCUGAAGCUGUGAGAACAGCUGGAUGUCUUUCUCAUGUGGGUACCUGGGGGACAUUGGGACAUUGCAAAUCCAGAGUGGUUCCACGGCAUCCAGUGAACUUUUCUGGCUGGGAUCGUGAGUUGUGGCUGCUCCAUCCUGGUGUGGUACCGUGGGGCUCCCUGCUCUGAACAGAGAAGCUUGGGCUGUUUGUGGUCUGUUCUCUGUUGGGGCUGGGAGUUGGAUGAAGAGGAAAUUGCAGUGGUAUAGAGAGGUGGGAGAAAUUCUCUCCGUUUUCUUCCCUGCCUCAUCAGAGCUUCUCACAGAUGCUGCUUGUCUGUCCCCUUGCCAAGGUGGGACGUGCUCAGGAGGUGGGAAAACAUGGAACAUAGGGAAAAAAGGUGCUCAAGGUUGUCAGGUGAGUCUAACCCUGAGUGUGAGCACUGCCCAGCUCCCCAAGCUGAGCUUCUUGCCUCCCCAUCCCCCUACCUGGCCAACUGGUUGGGUUGACCCCAGGUAGCUCUGCUGGGGCUUUGAUCCCUGGGAACAGCUGUGGGAGACUGGAACAUUCCUGUCCCCAGGCUCCUUGGUGGGUUCAGAGCAGCAGCCGGACAUCAGGACCACAGCAGGCUUUCUGUGGUGGCACUGGGCACAUUGUCACCCCGCCCAGCAGCAGCAGCUGAAAAGGCUGGAUGACAAAUUAUCCAUCUGGCUGCUCAUUGUGUAGCACAUCCCUGCCAUCCUGAUUUAGUAUUCAACAGGCAGAUGAAUAAUUGGUUGCCACCAGUAGGAUGAAGUGAUCCUUCACUCUGCCCAAGCACUAUUAAUUUCACACCCUGUCUGCAAAGGUAUAAUAUUUUCCUUAAAACAUGUGACAUGUGGUGGGUGGGUGUGGAGCAGACUCCUGAGGGGCACGGCUGCAGGUGCCUUGGUCCCUAAAUGGGAUCAGGGAUCCCCCAGAAGGAUGGAUGAGCAGGGCUGAGGGAAUGACACUCAGCUGCUUCUGCUUCCUUUUUAUUGUCACCAGUGUUUGGUUUUCUGAGUCCCCUGUUCUGUUAGGUGGGAAGUUUCCACUAGGCUGGAGAUGGGAUCACAGGGAGCGUGUCCUCAUCCCUGCUGUGCUGCCAGGAGUGUGGCUGUGUCAGGACUCCUGCUAGACCUGUUCAGCACCAGCUCCCUCCCUGCAGCUGGGGGAGACUGGGGAGCUUUGCUAACUGGGCAGCUGUGGGUUUGUGUGGUUCUGUGCCCUUCUCCCCAGGGUGUGCCUGUGGGCUUCUGCCCCACACAGCCCUUCCAGAGUAAUUGGAGGGUUGAAAUCUUGAUUCAGUAAACAGUAGAGAUUUCCUACUGGUUUCCUUCCUCGGUCCUAACCACCAUGAGAAACAGAACAAGGAGUAAUGGGUUCAGACUGAAAGAGAGGACGUUUAGAUUAGGUACAGAUUGGACUCAAAGAUCUCUCUUAAACCUGAUUGAUUCUGUGAUUUAUGGAAGAAAUCCUUCCCUCUGACAGGAUGAGGCUCUGGAACAGGGUGCCCAGAGAAGCUGUG
Molecule: messenger RNA, 2467 nt
Organism: Parus major (Great Tit)
Lineage: Eukaryota; Metazoa; Chordata; Aves; Passeriformes; Paridae
Gene: ZMAT5
Product: zinc finger matrin-type 5
Exons: 5
Coding region: 192-608 (138 amino acids)
Cellular component (GO): U12-type spliceosomal complex
Molecular function (GO): zinc ion binding
Source: RefSeq, a predicted model, not a curated record